Molecule: messenger RNA, 2629 nt
Organism: Frankliniella occidentalis (western flower thrips)
Lineage: Eukaryota; Metazoa; Arthropoda; Insecta; Thysanoptera; Thripidae
Gene: mdy
Product: diacylglycerol O-acyltransferase 1
Exons: 12
Coding region: 82-1773 (563 amino acids)
Biological process (GO): triglyceride biosynthetic process
Cellular component (GO): endoplasmic reticulum membrane
Molecular function (GO): diacylglycerol O-acyltransferase activity
Source: RefSeq, a predicted model, not a curated record
CAGAUCGAGCCCGGCCCGGGUGCAAGAAGAGAAGAGGCCGAGCGCGACGCUCUCCCAGCCGCGCCCGUGAGAGCCAACAGGAUGGUCGCCUCCUCCCCGCCCAGGUCGCCGUUGACGCGGAGGACGCACGCCGCCAGGAGCGGCAGCCGCAGCCGGACGGCGUCCUCGUCUCCUCCGCCGAGGACGGCGUCGUCGUCGGGGGAGGCGGGCACGGCGCCGGCCGCCGGGCUCGGCAUGUCCUUCCUGGCGCCGCCGCCGCCCUUCAUGGGGGGGCUGCACCCGGGCGCCGGCGACGAGGUCGGGGUGCGCCAGCGGUCGACCAGCUUCACCCGCGCCGAGGAGAUCCGCGAGCAGCAGGCCAAGGAGUACAAGUCACGCUGCGACCGGCCAUGUCACCGUCCAAGGGACUCUCUGUUUUCAUGGUCCUCAGGCUUCGACAACUUUGCUGGGCUUGUCAAUUGGGGAUUUCUCCUCCUUUUCAUGGGUAGCAUGCGCUUGCUCCUUGAAAAUUUCAUUAAGUAUGGAAUUCGAGUCAACCCAAAACAGUGGUUGGAACUAGUCACUGGAGAUGGAGGUCCAGAAAAUGAUACAAUUCUUAUGAUUCUUUAUUCCAUUGUACCAGUAGUAAUUUGUUUACUGGUAGAAAAAGGUCUUGCUGCUGGUAUCCUCACAUCAAAAUUUGGUCUUACCACUCAUGUUGUUAAUCUACUCAUCCACAUAUUGCUACCAAUGGUUGUUGUUCAUACCAAGACAAAAGCCUUCAGCCUCAUUGCUGCCUCAUCCAUAUGUAUGCUCUAUAGUGUCUUGUUUCUUAAACUUUGGUCAUAUGUUCAAGUCAAUAUGUGGUGCCGUAAUUCUCGACUGCUGACUGCAAGCAAAGCUCAUCAGAGACGACAGUCUAUAUCAGUGGGCAAACUAGCUAUUCAAGGUAAUCAAGGAAAAGGUCAAAAUGGUGUUGGAGACAAAAGUUCAAAGAAAGAAUCAGAGCUUGGAUCCACAAAACCUGUGCAAUACCCAGAUAAUCUCAGUUUACGUGACCUUUACUAUUUUAUUUUGGCCCCAACUCUUUGCUAUGAAUUGAACUUCCCCCGAACCACUCGUAUCAGGAAAAGAUUUUUGAUUAAGAGACUGCUUGAAGUUGUGAUUGGUAUUCAAGUUAUGAUGAGUCUGUUUCAACAGUGGAUUAUACCCUCUGUUAAAAAUUCCCUUAUUCCUUUUUCUAAUAUGGACCUUGCCAAGGCAGUGGAACGAUUAUUAAAACUUGCAAUCCCAAAUCAUUUGGUGUGGCUUUGUUUCUUCUACCUGACCUUCCAUGCAUGGCUCAAUCUUCUUGGAGAACUUCUGCAUUUUGCCGAUCGCAACUUUUACUUAGACUGGUGGAACUCAAACAAUAUCGACACUUUCUGGCGCAGUUGGAACAUGCCAGUCCAUCGUUGGGCUGUGAGACAUCUGUACAUUCCUCUAAUUGAGGCUGGAUACACACGUGUUAUUGCGACUACGUCUGUGUUCUUUAUCAGUGCAUUUUUCCAUGAGUACCUUGUCAGUGUUCCUCUGCGCACCUUCAAGACAUGGGCAUUCAUGGGAAUGAUGGGACAGGUACCACUGUCACUUAUGUCUCGUUGGGUGGAGAAGCGGCUCGGUCCAAGAUGGGGUAAUAUGACUGUCUGGGCGUCUUUGAUUCUUGGCCAACCUCUCUGUAUCAUGAUGUACUAUCACGACUAUGUUGUUACCCAUUUUGGAGAAGCACUCAUUGACAGCUAUGGCCAUGUUUAGAAAAUAGUAUUCCUUAUACACAAAUUAUGCAUGAAGUGGUGCACAAAAGCUCACUGGGGGUUUCAGCUCCCCAGGCGUUUUAUGUGUCCUGUGUUUAACAAAAACUAUUCUGCCUGGAAAUCAUGCCAGAUCCGUGUCCAUGUUUGUUGCUCUCUGUCUCAAAAUGGAAAGAAGAAUAUCUUUGUGAUAAGCUGUUAUUGUUUUUAUAAUCUAUCUAUUAUAUUUUAUGAUGAGUUGUUGUGUAUGCAUUUUAAAUGUGCCAUUUGAGUUGUGAUAGAAAAUUUAAAUUUUGUAAGAUGAUUUUGUGCUUUUAAAUUUAAAUGCCCAUUCUUGGUCAAAGUACAAAUGUGUGAAUGUGUUCUGUUAAAUACUUUGUUCUGCAACUUUUAAACCAUUGCUUUCAUUGGAAUUUUCCAUGAUAUGGAAGCAGACUGGACUCUUAGCCAUACUUUAGAAUGAAGAUGCUUUGUGAAGCUGAUGAACAACAAUAGUUUCAAAUUUAGCAAUGUGUUCAAAAGACAUUCAUCUCUUCAUUUAUUACAUUUUUAAGCAAGUUUUCUAUUUUCUAGUAUAGUUUUAAUGUAAAACUCACACGUUAUGAAGUUAUUUCAAGUACUUACUAUAGUAUUUGACUAUAGUAUUGUUUCUAAUGUAUGGUGGUAGCUUAGCAGCACAUCUGGGAUAUUACAGUGGAUAUUACUUGUUAUUUGUAGAACUUCUUGAUUCUUACAUAAUGCUCAGUAUUACACCUCUACUUGUACUACUGGAAUGUCAGUAAUAAUUCUUUAGAGUUGUUGGAGUGGCUGUAUUUCUACUUUCUUAUUGAAACAUUUAAUAGAUCUCCUCUUUACCUUUA